This is a messenger RNA of Orbicella faveolata, 2615 nucleotides long. Its product is annotated as 5'-AMP-activated protein kinase catalytic subunit alpha-2-like. NCBI's taxonomy places the organism in Eukaryota, Metazoa, Cnidaria, Anthozoa, Scleractinia, Merulinidae. The record is from RefSeq and is a predicted model, not a curated record. Gene Ontology annotation, molecular function: ATP binding; protein serine/threonine kinase activity. Gene Ontology annotation, biological process: intracellular signal transduction; protein phosphorylation. Gene Ontology annotation, cellular component: cytoplasm.
AAAUUCAUUCUUGGACCACAAUGCCUCGGUUGCUUGCAAGACGCCGAAGCAGGAAAAGCAACAAUGAUCACGUGACUCCUUAUCCCAACAUGGCGGCGAAAGAGCGUAGAGAUCAAACCUUGAUCUCGAAACUGUGUAUCGGGAACUAUGUGCUUGGAACUACUUUGGGUGUUGGAACAUUUGGGAAAGUCAAACUGGCAGUUCAUCAGCUGACAGGCCAUAAGGUGGCUGUAAAAAUCCUCAACAGACAGAAGAUCAAGAACCUUGAUGUGGUUGGCAAAAUAAGAAGAGAGAUCCAAAACUUGAAACUCUUCAGGCAUCCCCAUAUUAUUAAGCUAUACCAAGUGAUCAGUACUCCUUCAGAUAUAUUUAUGGUUAUGGAAUAUGUGUCUGGCGGAGAAUUAUUUGACUAUAUUCUCAAACAUGGAAAGCUACAAGAAAAAGAAGCUCGGAGGUUUUUUCAGCAAAUUAUCUCUGGCGUGGAUUACUGUCAUAGACACAUGGUCGUACACAGGGACCUUAAACCUGAAAAUCUGUUGCUGGAUUCUCAAGCAAAUGUAAAAAUAGCAGACUUUGGGCUGUCCAAUAUGAUGACAGAUGGAGAGUUCCUCCGAACAAGUUGUGGAUCACCAAAUUAUGCAGCCCCUGAGGUCAUCUCUGGAAAACUUUAUGCAGGUCCAGAAGUCGACAUCUGGAGUUGUGGUGUGAUUCUUUAUGCCCUUUUGUGUGGAAGUCUUCCCUUUGAUGACGAGCACAUACCAACUCUAUUUAAGAAAAUAAAAGGUGGUGUAUUCUUUAUACCAUCACAUCUCUCUUCUGAGACAAGUGGUCUGUUAUCCUCUAUGCUUCAUGUUGACCCAAUGAAGAGAGCAACUAUGCAACAAAUAAAAAAUCAUGAGUGGUUCAGAAAGGACCUUCCUGUUUAUCUGUUCCCAUCGUCAACCUUAGAAAGUGACAUUGUAGACCAAGAGUGCUUGACACUUGUCUGUGAGAAACUUAACUGUGGAGAAAGUGACGUGCGCUGGGCAAUAAAGAAUGGAGAUCCUCAUGACCAGCUGAAGAUUGCUUAUCAUCUUAUACUGGAUAACAAGAGAAUGAAAAUGUUGGCCACUCAGGGUGGUGGUAACAUUGUGGGCAAUUUCUACUCCUCUGUGUCUCCUCCCACCUCUUCCUUCCUUGUGAAAGACGAAGCACUGUUUACUACUACUGUUGCAAAUGAGGGAACUUCAAACACAUCAGUUGAGAGAAUAAGAACUGGUUCCAAUCAUACAACACCAUCAAAGAAAGUCCCGUAUGUCAGAUUAGCGCUGGGAAAGAGACCCAAAUGGCAUUUAGGUAUCCGAUCACAGAGCAAGCCAAAUGAUAUCAUGGGAGAGGUUUAUCGUGCAAUGAUGUCGUUAGGUUAUGAGUGGAAAAUAAUCAAUCCUUUUAGUCUAAGAGUGCUUCAUCGAAACAGGAUCACUGGAAAAUUUACCAAAAUCGCUCUUCAGCUCUACCAGGUCGAUCACAAGAGCUAUCUGCUGGACUUCAAAAGCCUCCCCACCCCAGAGAACAAUUCAGAACACACUGAGGGAAUCACAUCAGGCAAAUCGUCCCGAAAAUCUUCUGCUAAUUCGUCAUUUAGCAGCCUUAAAGACUCUGAUAGCUUCACAAGUCACGUGGGAUCCCACCACACUAUGGAAUUCAUGGAAAUGUGCGCAAGUCUCAUCGUUGCCCUUGCUUGCUAAGGAAGCGACCUUGUGUUAAGAGACGCAUAAACAGCGAUGAAACUAUCGCACGGGUUGCAGUCGGCGUCUUUCACAGUUAAGCUUGAGUAGACAAGGGUCUUUCGCGCGUUUAAUUCAUCCCUUGCUCGAGAAACGUCUGAGACUGGACCCGAAAAAUUCCAUACUGAUGACGUACUUCUACAGAGAUCCGUGUACUGUCUCUGAUUGGUGGAUUUUUACGCGCGAAUAUUCAAACCUAAGAAACAACCAAUCAGAGACGCUACACGGAUCUUUGUAGAGCAUGUCAUCAGUUUGGAAUUUUUCGGGCCCAGUCUCAAAACGUUUCUCGAGGGAAGGAGAGUUGAGCGCAGAAAGAGGAAAGUCUGUCUGCCUUAAGCUGAGGCUUCCUAGCGGAAACGUCAGAGAUGAAGUCUACUUGAAAGCUAAUUUAGAGCAAGUAAAUGUGGAAGGCGCAAAUGUACUUGGAAGAAAUUUCAGACAAACAGAAGACAUUGAAGCAAUCUGUUGUUUUUGAGGGUUUGACCCCAACCUUCAAUUCUUAGAUGGGACAAGUUGGUGCGGAAAAUCUUAAAUUUGGUUACGUUUCUUUUCUUGCCGGCCAGAAGAUAACUUGCCCAGUUAAAGAAGUUCUUGUACAUAGAAAAUUCAAUCCAGCUGCCACGGUCUUGUUUCAGAAUUUUACGCCACAGUACCACGCAUGUUGGGUUUUUCAUCGUUGUGGGAGCCUUUAUUUCCGUGCAGCUUUGGAUUCAAGCAUUUUCUUUCUCUACACAGACCCGAGUGCUGGGAAUGCAGAAAGGAUUAUCGGCCAUUAAUACCCUUAAAAUGCGAAAUUAAGAGAUGACUUUGUAAUCUGUUUGGUACAAAAUUGGAAGUGGAGCGGUGCGG